UUGGACCUCGUAAUGUGGUUGCCGCCUCGCUCCGAAGGGCCGAUCCACAGAUCGAGUCAUCGAGAUACGAGUUGUGCGCGCCAGAGGCGGAGAAGAGAAGAGAAGAGAAGAUGGGAUACGUCAAGGUCUCCGAUGCUGUCGCUAGCAUGGAACGAGGAGGCGAAGACCUCGUAGAUCGAGCUGCCGAGACGAUCCCUUCCUCCCCCAUUGAGAUCGACAUCUCACUCCCGCUCGACCGUAUGAAGGCUCACAUCGUAAAUCUGUGCAAGGAUUUGUUUUUGAAGUGGUCAUCUCUUGAUGAGUCUUGCUUCACGGUUGAGACUGUUUCUGGUGGCAUCACAAAUCUUUUGCUGAAGGUUUCUAUAAGAGAAAAUAGCGGGAACAUGGAUUAUGUGACUGUUCGCUUGUAUGGCCCAAAUACAGAUUUAGUGAUUGAUCGGAAACGAGAAUUGCAGGCACUACCACAUCUCUCAGCAGCAGGAUUUGGUGCAAAGUUGCUAGGAAUAUUUGGGAAUGGCAUGGUUCAAUCAUUUCUUGAUGCUCGAACACUUUCACCAACAGACAUGAGGAUCCCUGAAAUAGCUUCUGAGAUAGCUAGACAACUCCACAGGUUCCACAUGGUGGCAGUUCCUGGUUCUACAGAACCACAAUUAUGGAAUGAUCUGUUGAAGUUUCUGGACAAAGCUGCGGCAUUAAAAUUUGAAGACAGUGGGAAGCAAGCUAGGUAUGAAUCAAUCUCAUUCCCAGAAAUCCGAGAUGAAAUUGAUAAGCUCAAGGAUCUCACUACCCUUCUAAACUCACCUGUUGUCUUUGCCCACAAUGAUUUGCUUUCUGGGAAUCUGAUGUUAAAUGACAAAGAAGGGAGACUCUACUUCAUUGACUUCGAGUAUGGGUCUUACAGUUAUAGAGGCUAUGAUAUUGCAAACCACUUCAAUGAGUAUGCAGGCUUUGACUGUGAUUACAGCUUGUACCCACGAAAGGAGACACAGUACCAUUUCUUCAGGAAUUAUUUAGAACCCCAGAAACCACAUGAGGUGCCUGACGCUGAUCUUGAAGCUCUCUUUGUUGAAACAAAUACAUUCAGGCUUGCAUCCCAUAUUUACUGGGCUCUGUGGGCUAUUGUACAGGCACAGGUAUCCUCGAUUGAUUUUGAUUAUCUCUCGUACUUCUUUCUUCGCUAUAAUGAAUACAAGAAACAACGCGAAACAUGCAUUUCCGUUGCACGGGAAUACCUCUCCAGAUCCAUCGGAAGUUGAAGUAACGGCGGCAGAGUAAUAAUUCUUUCUCCCUUGAGAUGCUCAUGGAUGGAGCAUAGCGUUUGCAGAUUGCUUAUGGUUAUUUUUGAGCCCACAAGUAUACUUCACAUUCAUUCGGAGUGAAGUUGUAAGAGCCAAACUUAUGCUGGCCAAGAGCGUUUCGUUUUUAGUACUAAAUAUCUGUUGAAGCUCCCAUCUUGCACUCUUAUUCAAUUCGAGGUAGUGAUUCCUUAUUGGUGGGUGUUUAGUACUAAAUAGAGAUAAUUGUAUUUCUUCCAUAUAUUAAUUGGCUCAUUAAUUUG
This is a messenger RNA of Zingiber officinale, 1558 nucleotides long. RefSeq names its product probable ethanolamine kinase. Gene Ontology annotation, biological process: phosphatidylcholine biosynthetic process; phosphatidylethanolamine biosynthetic process. The record is from RefSeq and is a predicted model, not a curated record. Lineage: Eukaryota; Viridiplantae; Streptophyta; Magnoliopsida; Zingiberales; Zingiberaceae. Gene Ontology annotation, molecular function: choline kinase activity; ethanolamine kinase activity. The transcript is spliced from 11 exons. The coding region runs from base 111 to 1256 and encodes 381 amino acids. Gene Ontology annotation, cellular component: cytoplasm.